AGAAGAUUCAGUUGUUGUUUGCAGCUAUUAACGCGCAGUUAUCGGUGAUCACAUUGAGAAUGAAACGAAUGACGAGAAUGACCCAAUUUCUGUGGCUUGCCGCAAUUGUUUUACUCUGCCUUACACAAAUGACCCAGGCGGUGACCACGCCCAAGCCCAAGGGGCUGGCACAGGCACCACAGGUGACCGCCACCACCACGACCAGCACCACCUCAAAGCCCAAGCCAAACCAGCAACCACCACAACAACCACAGCGCAAACAAGAUGCCAAAUGCCUGCAGCCACUGGAAACGGGACCCUGUCGAAUGAGCCUGGAGCGCUAUUACUACAAUAAGGAGACGAAUGCCUGCGAGACAUUCAAGUAUGGCGGCUGUAAAGGCAACGACAAUCGUUGGGGCUUUCGACAGACUUGCGAAGAGGCCUGUCUGGUCAAGAAGUAACUUAAGUUCAAUUAAUCCACAAUAUUUCCAUGGCCAUUCUCCAAAUAAUAGUAAAUAAAUUAUCUAUAUAAGCGUAUAAAUUCUCAAUAUACAGGAAUUAUAUUUGAUUAAACAAUUUGACUCAUAUCAAAUUUCCAGCUGAUCCAAUUUAUGGUAAUCUCGGAAAUAAAUGUUUUGAACAAAUAGUAAAUAUAAAUAGUACUAUAUAUAACCGAAUAAAUUAUAUGGCAUUUGGGCCAACAAAAAAACAGACAGUGAUGUUAUGUGUUGGAUCGAAAAUAAUUAAACUGAUGCUAUCAAGUAUAAAAAAUAAUGUUCCAAAACUUCUACUCACCGCUCAUCCUUUAUGCCUGUGCCACUUGAAAAA
Drosophila montana is the source of this 807-nucleotide messenger RNA. Its product is annotated as spleen trypsin inhibitor I. The record is from RefSeq and is a predicted model, not a curated record. The transcript is spliced from 2 exons. Gene Ontology annotation, molecular function: serine-type endopeptidase inhibitor activity. Bases 60 to 440 code for a protein of 126 amino acids. NCBI's taxonomy places the organism in Eukaryota, Metazoa, Arthropoda, Insecta, Diptera, Drosophilidae.